Austrofundulus limnaeus is the source of this 2574-nucleotide messenger RNA. It is a transcript of the gene abhd5a, whose product is annotated as abhydrolase domain containing 5, lysophosphatidic acid acyltransferase a. The record is from RefSeq and is a predicted model, not a curated record. The transcript has 8 exons. Gene Ontology annotation, biological process: positive regulation of triglyceride catabolic process; phosphatidic acid biosynthetic process; negative regulation of triglyceride storage. Lineage: Eukaryota; Metazoa; Chordata; Actinopteri; Cyprinodontiformes; Rivulidae. The coding region runs from base 1 to 1119 and encodes 372 amino acids. Gene Ontology annotation, cellular component: lipid droplet; mitochondrion. Gene Ontology annotation, molecular function: lysophosphatidic acid acyltransferase activity; carboxylic ester hydrolase activity.
AUGGCGGAACAGACACUGACAGCUAACAGCGGGUUUGUGCAGAGAGUUUUAUCUGUCGCUGGUGUUCACAGUCUGGUCAGAUGCCUGUGGAGGUACGUGGACAGCUCUAUAAGAUGGUGCUGGAUCCCCGGCUGGCUGCCGUCAUGGUGUCCCUCCUCUGCGAGCCAGCUGCAGGCUGCAGGAGAGCAGAUGCUGCGAUGUGUCUCAGCUGAUUUUACCAAACAGUUUGUCUCCAUCUCUAAUGGCAACCAGCUGUGGACGCUGACCUUCAGCAAUGAAAGUGUUAAAGAUAAAACCCCCAUGGUUCUGCUGCACGGGUUUGGAUGUGGUGUGGGCCUUUGGGCCCAGAACCUGGAUGCUCUUUCGCAGCACCGGCCUGUUUUUGCUCUGGACUUACUGGGUUUCGGGCAGAGCACCAGACCUCUUUUCCCCACAGACCCAGAGGAAGCAGAGAGUCAAUUUGUGGAGUCCAUUGAACAGUGGAGGGCCAAAGUGGGCCUUGAGUCCAUGGUCCUGUUGGGCCACAACCUGGGAGGCUUCCUGGCUGUGUCCUAUUCUAUUCAACACCCAGACAGAGUGAAACGCAUCAUCCUGGUGGAACCCUGGGGUUUUCCUGAGAGUCAGGGCACAGUAGACACUGACCGCCCCAUCCCAGUUUGGAUCAAAGCCCUCGGUGCCAUGUUCAGUCCCUUUAACCCCUUGGCUGGCCUGAGACUGGUAGGACCUCUGGGCCCCAUUCUGGUUCAGACCCUGAGGCCUGAUUUCAAGAGGAAGUUCUCUGCUAUGUUCACAGACAACACUGUGCCAGAGUACAUCUAUCACCUCAAUGUGCAGUCCCCAAGUGGGGAAACGGCUUUUAAGAACAUGACRGGUCCGUUCGGCUUGGCGAAGAAGCCGAUGCUGCGGAGGAUAAACCAGCUGCAGCCCGACAUCCCCAUCACCAUCAUCUACGGCUCGCGCUCGAGCGUGGACUGCGACUCAGGCAGCACCAUCAGAGACAUGAGGCCAGACUCUCACGUGGACAUCAUAACGAUUCGAGGAGCCGGACACUACGUGUACGCCGACCAGCCUGAAGACUUCAACCACAAAGUCCUACAAGUGUGUGAGAAGGUGGACUGAAAGGYGAGAUGAACUGGAAGCACACAACCUACCUGACAUCAGUUUUCAGCUGCUGCAAAACCUCAGGAUCCAACUAACCCAAAGACAAAAGAAGGACGGUGUGGAGAUGAGAACAUUAGGAGAUGUGACUCACAGUGAGGCUCACGUCUGACCAUCUGAGCAGUGACUCCAUGAAAACAGGCUCAGAGCUGACAUCAUGGUUCAGGUCAGUGGUUCUGAGCAGCAGAUUUAUCAGAAAUCACUGUUUGAGUCAACAUUUCAUGAGUCAGGCAAUCAGACUAAUAUUUCAGCCUCUGGAGUUUGUUGUGAUUAUACUUUAUUUUAAUGUGUUUCACUUUAUUUUAACUAAGAGUGUAAUGAAACAUUGUAUGAAACGAGGAUGAGACAGGAURAUUUUUAAGAAAAAAAAUUCCCUAAAUCAACAGACUGACCUCUUUCUCUUGUCUGAUUUCUCAAAAAAGUCUUUUGACCUCACAAUGUAGCAUCAACUCUUAUCAAACUUAUUAAUUAGGUCAGCUCAUCUUUGAACUCAAGUGGAAUACAACUCAUUUUCACAAAAAACAAAGGGGUCACACUUUUGUAAUAAAAAAAAUAAUAAAUACAUUUCCCAGGGUUUUCAGAGUUCUACCAUCAGAACAUUCAGUCUGAAAAACAUAAUCAACUCUACUCAAUAUCUCCUUUUUAUCAGUCAGAACAGAGCUGACUUUAUUUUUUGUAAAUAAGAUUUAUUUAUAUUUAAAAUCUUCUUAAAGAGUUCUAUCACCAGUUUUCCUACGUAUGGAAAUUGUUGUUAUUAUUAUUCUUGUGCACAGAUAAGUUGCCGGUGCACGUGACGUUGGAGACUUUCUUCAUCCUCCAGAUUCACAAACGUACAAAKAGUGUUUUAGUUUUUAAAAAAGGCUUACAAACUCAUGCACAAAUACAGUAAAUCCCCAAUUGUUAAUUGUUGGACUGAGGCUAGUCAAUGGAAAGACAAGCAGAAACCACUUGGAAAUGUUUUAAAUUAAAUUUAUAUUUUAUUUUUGUAAGAAAAAACAGAUUUUUAUGUAAAUAUUAUAAAUUUAAUCAUCUGAUGUCUCAAUUACUUGUAAAUUGAUGUCAGUUUGGAAAAUGUCAGUGUUCAGUUUCAGUGUGGUAUUAUGUGACACUUGACCUGUGGUCUGUGGUCUUUCUGUAUGACUCAGAUUCGGACAGGAAGUGAUGUCAUUUGUAACAAAGAAACACUGAAUCAGCACCAGUAAAGAUGAUUUUGUUGUUUAAAUGUAGCAGAGCUCAGGUUUUUACUGGCAGCAGUAAAAGUCUUCUGUAGCAUCAGUCCUCAGUGUUUGUUCUCAGACUCAUACUUCAUAAACUCACAGUAAAUGAGACGACUGGUCCAGUAUCACUUCAUAGAUUUCAGUGGUGCAAGAUUCUUUGCUACACAUUCAGUUCAAUAAAAAGUUUUCUAACAUCUCA